UACUGAGUCAGACUGUUGGUCCAUCUCCCUCAAUAUUGUCCGCGCAGGCUUGGAAGCAGCUCUGCAGGGUUUCAGACAGGGGACUCUUUCCCAGCCCUACCGGGAGAGGUUGAGGGAUAAACCUGGGGCCUCUGCAAGCCAAGCAGGUACUCUCCCAUGGAGCUACUGUUCUCAUAAUAUAGCAUACCACAGCUUCAUGGAGUGGUGUCCAAUCUCACCCCCCACCUUCUAAGGUAGCCUGUUCCACUAAUGCUUAGCUGAAAUCAGUCCCUACCGUUUCAGUGUUGAGAUUCCAGCUCUGCCCCUUGGAACAACUGAGGAAGUGCUUGCUUUGCCUUCUGAAGGUAUCUGAAGGUAGCUAAUUUUGUGUGUGUGUGUGACCCUCUCUGGUGGUUGGAAAGAAGGUCAGAGAGGCCUAGCGGUUAGCAAUUCCAGGGAUGAGGAGAACUGGGUUCACCCCGCCCCCAAUCUGUCACAAAGCUCACUGGGUCAACUCGGGGCUGGUUGAUGUCUCCUAUAGGCUAACCUACCCCACAGGAGUGUUGUGAGGAUAAAAUGAGGAGCAGGAAGAGCCAUGUGCUGCCUGGAGGACAGGUGAGAUAUAAAUGAUAUAAAACUGGAGAUAAUAAUAAUAUUUCCACUUUGGAGAUACCAUGGUUUGGGGGAAGAGAGGAAGUAGAAUUUGUAGGGCUAAGAUUUUGGGAGCGGCAAUGAGGAGCUUGUUAGUAGGGCAGGGAGGUUAAUUGGAGCAGCAGCAAGAAGUUGAAGGGAGGUGGCUGUUGCUUCUUUAGAGAGGUGAUUUUUUUUAGGUUGGCAGGUGGCAGUGGAGAAUCUUUGGGGCAGAGUUGCAGCUAUAGGAGAGGGAUGGAGAGUCUCAUGCAUACGGCUCUCUGGGAACUCUCCCAAAGCCCUGCCCCCUCUUCCCAGGCCCCGCCCCUCACUGGCCCUGCCUUGCACCCUCCUCCAGUGUUUUCCCCUGUCUGGAAUGCUUCCUUGAACUCUGAUCUAGUGCAACUCCCUGCAGUGCUGGAAUCACAGCUUAAGAAUCCCUGACGGAUGACUAUCUAAACUCUGUUUAAAAACCUGUAGUUAAGGAGAGCCAUAGAAUCAACCUCCUGCAAUGCAGAAAUCUUCUGCCCAAUGUGGGGUUUGGACCCUUGAUAAAGAGGAUCAUGCUCUACCAACUGAGCUAUUCACCUUAGUAUAAUCAUAGAAUUGUAGAGUUGGAAGGGACUGGAAGGGACCCCAAGGGUCAUUUAGUUCAAUACUUAUACAGUGGUACCUCUACUUACGAAUUUAAUGCGUUCCAAACGCACAUUCGUAAGUUGAAAAAAUUUGUAAGUCGAAUCCCAUAGGAAUGCAUUGGGAGAAAAAAUUCAUAAGUAGAAGCAACCCUAUCUAAAAAUUCGUAAGUAGAAAAAAUCCUAUCUAAACCGCAUCCAAGAUGGCGGACGGAGCUCCAUUUGUAAGUAGAGUUAUUCGUAAGUAUAGUUAUUUGUAAGUAGAGGUACCACUAUAAUACAGGAAUCACAGCUAAGGAAUCCUUGACAGCCAUCCAGUCUCUGUUUAAAAAUUUGAAGGGGUUUGGUUGGGAAUAUUUGUUGGGGUCACUUAAAACGGGGGCUGGGUUGUGGAUGGUUUUGAGAAUGUUUUGUCCGGUUGGCAGAGCAGGGAGAACUGUAGAAGUACAGAUGACCACGAAUGUAAUUGCACCCCGAUCCCUCUUCUGGGUGUGUCCAGUGUUUUGCUGUGGUGUUGGCCAACUCUUCUUAAAAACAGGCCAUGGAUAGGAUUUGGUAUGUUAUGGGAAAUCCUUACCCUGGCUAUUAAUGCAAGAUGAAAUCACAUGGUCCUACAAACAGCAUCAGUGUAAAUGUCCUUUCCAGCAGCCAUUUUUUCUUCUGUACUAUCCUUGUUACCUAUCCCAUUAACUCUCAAGGCCGGCCCUAUCAUUAGACUAACUGAGGCAAUUGCCUCAGGCGGCAGAUAGUGGAGAGGGGGCUGCUCCCAUUCCUCCUGAACCUCUGCCCAUUCUUCUUUGUUGGAAAUCAAAGCUGGGUGUGCCACAGGCCUGUUGUACACCUCCCCCAUGCCAGGUUGCUCCCCUUGGGUGCCUGGAUGAGACUUCCCCUUUGCUGGCAUUUGGUUGAGGGCCCUCCAUCUUGUCCUCAGACGCUUGUGGCAAAAUGUCCUGUUUUAUGGGCAGUGCUUAAGUACAGGAGCCAAGACUGCUGAAAUAAAGUCCGGGUGUGAACGCAUCUUAAGUUGAGUUGGUGCCAACACCUUUCGUUGCACACUUCUUCAGAGGAAACGGCACUUUCCGUUUUGGGAGCAGAUUGAGAACUAAAAUGCGUGCUCUGCUUUCAGUUUUUAGUAGUAAUGCGCAGUGGCAGCUCAGAGAAGUGUGUGCCCUAUGAGUCAGCACAGAGUGGUAAAUAUUGUUUGCUGUGAGUGCUGGAACUCAGUGUGUGGCAAUGUAGACUGGAAAUGUGGGCUGCUGUCUGGGGCUGAUAAGAGUUGUAGUCUCAAAACACAUGGAAGACCUAAGUAUGUUGGGAAUAAAGGAUAUCCGUGUGAGUUGGUUCUAACCAUUUAUCAUGUGGGCGACAUGCUGCAACUGGUUUUGCCUGAACGGGCAGCCCGAGGAGAUCCAGCACCGCCCGCAGCAGGGGACCCGCGCGCAAGCCUACGCCAACGCUGGUUACAGCUCCUUCCCUUCACCCACCGGCCCUGAGCAGGGCUGCAAAGGCUGCGGGGCCCGUUUCAGCAACGCCUCCCUUAAGCACAUCUGCCUGGACUGCAAAAAGACCUUCUGCCUGGCCUGCUCGCACCAGCCGGAGAGCGGCCCCUGCCUCUGCCACCUCUGUGAGCGGUUCCGGGCCACAGCCUUCCAGCGGGAGGAGCUGAUCAAAAUGAAAGUGAAAGACCUGCGGGACUACCUGGAGCUGCGGGAGAUCUCCACCGAAAUGUGCCGCGAGAAGGACGAGCUGGUGUGUCUGAUCAUGGGCCAACAGCCCACUAUGGUUCCCCAGGGGGACAGGACUGCCCGGGUUCCUCCGGUGACGAUCGUCUCCCCUGCCCAGGAGCUAGAGGCCCCUGCACCUACCUCACCAGACUGCCCUCCUGAGUGGGCCUCGACAGACCCUGCCUUGCAGACUGAAGAGCAGCCGCAGGCAAAUGGGCAUGUCUUACCGAGCCAGGGCGACAUGGCAGAAGUCGAGAACGCAGUGGAAGCACUGACCGAGGAGGAGACGCAGUCCACUGACUCGGAGGAUAACCUAGUUCCGGGGCGGAGGGCAUCCCUCUCUGACCUGACAAGUGUGAGAGACAUCGAUGCCCUCUCCGUAAGGCAGCUGAAGGAGAUCCUCGCUCGGAACUUUGUCAACUACAAGGGCUGUUGUGAGAAAUGGGAGCUGAUGGAGAGAGUGACCCGCCUGUACAAAGAGAAGGACCUUCAGCAGCUGGUUUCUGAUACGGAUGAUCAAGCUGCUCCAUCCGGAAACGCCACUCUCCCUGGCUCGGAGGACAAUCUCUGCAAGAUCUGCAUGGACUCGGUCAUUGACUGCGUCCUCCUGGAGUGCGGCCACAUGGUCACCUGCACCAAGUGUGGGAAGCGCAUGAACGAGUGCCCUAUCUGCCGGCAGUACGUGAUCAGAGCUGUCCAUGUCUUCAGGUCUUAAGGGCUUUGUCCGAAGCAGGGCAGAAUAUCGUCUUAGAAGACUCACCCCACUGUGACGGAGAGCCGAUGGGUCCCAGCUAUCCAGCCCCUCCUCCCCUCCAUUCCUAAGGCGACAGGCGAGGCAAGGGAUGGAGGAACUGCAAAAAGACUCAAGAGCUGUGAUAGGCUGGGCUCCCCCCCUCCCCACACACGUACGAUACUAUACAUUAUACCGCAGUGCCUGGAGAGCUGGAAAUCCUCAACAGAUCUCGAAAGCGAUGUGCCGUUCCUCCCUCCCUCUCUGUCUUCUUGGGACAGGGCAUCAACAAAAGGCAUGGCUUUCCCCCAGACGUUGAGGCUCUUCCCCUCUGGAAUGAAUAAAACAAGGUGGUCUAAAGAGGAAGAGAUAACUCGCUGCUCUCCGUUCUCCUCUCUUUUCUCUAAAGAGGCCAUUUAUAGGGACAUCAGCGUUUUAAUUUCUGGGACAUGUUCUUCUUUUCAAAGCGUUUUUACAUUUUUUGGUGAAAGAAAACAGAAGGACCUCUUCAGUUUGUUUGCUAGCCUUGCAGGUCAGGCUAAAUGCUGCCUUGGAUGCAUAAUCCAAGCAAACAUGUGGCUUCCUGGUGGCCAUGAUGAGGAACGUCCCUCCCGUUCAUGCAAGGUGGGACUGGGAGCGGAUUUGCAACUGUGAAGGAGACAUUUCAGUCCAGUUUAUUGGCACAAGAGUGUCGUCAGGGCUACUUCCUUGCGUUUCAUAUAUUUUUUGUUUACCAACCCCUUCCUGUGAGCAAGCGCAGUGGUCUUUGCAGAGCCCUGGGUUUACUUGUAGAAUUAGUUUUGUCUUCUGUUCUGUGUAGGAAAGGAGGGCCAUACCCUUUGGAAUGGACCUUGGCCCAGAGGAGUUUCAUUUUGGGGAGCGGUAAAACCAGCCACCUCAUUCUGAUGUGUCUCUGAACUCCCCAAAGGCCCUUGUCGGCUGAAAAAUCAUGGUAUUAGUGUGGGUAGACAGAUUUGAGAUUAUUUUGUUGGGUCUCUGGCGACUCUGCUGUGAAACUGGAAUGGACAAAUUUCUCAUCAGGAGGCUGAAGACUGCACGCUAGUUGGCUUUUUAUUUUUUUAAAUGCUCGUUUUGCCUUAUGGAUGCCAAACCAUGGCAUCUCAGUUGCCUUGUUUUGAGGAGGCAAGCCCAUUAGCCAUCUGCUGGAGUGCUGGCUCAAUUUGGAAGAGAGGACUUUGCCAAUGGCAGGGGAGAUUCCUGCAGGUAAGGGCCCCUGCCCUUUUACCCUGAAAUCAGCUCUCGAGUGCCGGCUUCAUACAUCGCCCAGACGGCAGCCUCUGGUUUGUCAAUUCCCCUGAACAUGGACUGACUUUUUUUAAAAAACAAGUAGCUGUCUGAAGAAGAGAACAAUAUCCCUGUCUUAAGGAGAGCCCAUCUUCUUACUGUUAACGGUGGAGCCUCUCAUCAGUAACUCUCAGACAUGGGUUUGGAAAUAUCCAGGGAGAGCCGCUCUGUUUACACACAUUCUCUGCCUUUCUCUCCCCUGUGGUUCAAAAGCCUUAAACAACAAUGGUACUUUUUCUUCUGCUUGUUCUUUCCCUCAGCAGUGUCUUAACUCUCAAGUGGACCCAGUGGCCUUUCUGGACCAAACUCCAGGUAUUUUAAGUGCCUCGCAGAGAUGAAGGGUUGCGGGGUGGGGGUUGAGUAAUAUAAACUUGCCUUAAACUUCUUGAGUCUUGCGCGGUUACAGAAAGGGGCUUGCGGGAAAAGUAUUGGGUGUAAAGUGUGUAUGCAGAGUGGUUGAGUGGGGCUGUAGACAGCGUAUUGCUGCUGGUCUUUGCUUCCCUGCGGGUAGACAUGUCCAUUGUGGAAAAAGGCAGGCUACAUCCUUCCUUGUGGUAGCAAGGCUCUCUCUCUCCCCCCUCUCUGAAUGCUUUAAUCUUCAUGGCAGCAUAGCUUUCUGAGGCACCAGACAGUCUUUCCAGAAAAAAAUAAUCAUGUGCAUGCACCAUGUUUGAUAUCCACUAUGAUGCCCCAUUCGUUCCAAAGAUCUGGCUUCUAAACUGGACCAUUUGUACCUGAAUUGUGGGCCUGCAAAGUGAUGGGACCCUCACCCUUUGCUAUUUGCUCCUGGGUAGCACCUGCUGCUGCUGCUAGACAGGUGUGCUGUCUGCAUAUGCCUCUAUAACUUUUGCUGCCAGCUUAGCCAGUACGGACAGUGAAGGGGAAAAAAGUUCUGCUUGGGAGCGAUUAAACCAAAGAACAACUUUAAUUGGCUGCUGCUUUAUUUACUCAAGGACUGGAAGAUUUUUUUAUAACUCACACACCUGUGCCUAGGGGGAGAAGAGCUAAUCUUGUUUGUUUACUUGCCUCAGCAAUGGAGCUGUACCAAAACAGCACACUAACAGACUACAGAUGUGAAGAAAAGCCUGAGCAUUCCGUUAUUUCCAAUUUUCACAGCUAGCGGUGGAAACCCUAUGUGAGCCAUUUCCCCUUUUGAUCUUCCAAAUUUCCUUUGCCUUUGUAGGAAAAGCCUUUGCCAAUUUUUCUGAUCUUAACUUCACUCUCCAAGCUCUGGAUGGGCUGACAAGCUGUGGGGAUGGAGUUUAUAUGGGGUUAAUGUUGCAGGAAAGCCAAUCCGAGAAUGAUACUACUUUGUCUGCACAAUUCUUCCUGCUCCCACCCUCAAGCUUUGGUGAAGUUCUUACCGGUAUGUUGUUGCAGUUUUGAGGAACGAUUUAAAAAAAGAUCAAGGGGAUGGAUUUUGAUCAUUCAUAAGGGAGAGCUUAUCAGUAAGGAAUAAAUUUGGGAUAGAUGGGGAGGCAGCUCAUUAAAUGAGGAAAAUACAUUGGUCUACACACAUGGGUAAAUUAAGUGCAUUAUUAGAUUUAACAGGGAACGAUUUGUGUCUAGCAGUUAACUCUGGAAAGCAGAGCUAGAUACAGGAAGAAGAAAAAAAGUGUGUGGUGGGAGAUGGGAAUUUCCCCACCCAUUCAACUUGCUUAUGUUUGUCUCGGUAACAAGUGCACAAGUUGGUCUUAACUGAUUGCUUCUCCUUUGUUUGCUGCAAAGCUGGCUAUGCUUCCUGGGCUGUGAUCUGGUGAAAGUGAUGCUGGUUUGUGACUUGGCAGGAAGCUGCUGCCUUAAAGCUGUGGAAAAUAAAAUUCGUCUGAGAAGUUUUUAAUUUUUUUUAAUACAGCAAAUGUAUGCUUUGUUUGACCAGCGUGAAAGUUAAGUCUAUUAAUUGAGGCCUGUUGAACCACACACAGUUUCUUACAGAUGGUGGAACUGAAUCCUGCCUUAUAAUUUUAUAAUAAAAUGGAAAUGCCUUAUAAAAAAGUGACUUCUGUCAUCUUUUCAACAGCAGAUACACUCCUUUGCCUCCCUGCUCCAAGUAGGUUUUCGGUAGCAAUGUGCUCUGAUGCUCUUGGAAAACGUGCAUCAUUUGAGGCUGGUAUUCAACCAGUGGAAAUGUGUUAAAGCUCCCAUCAGCAGUCUGGUCACUUCACAACACAUACGAACUACAGUGGUCAGGCUAAUGGUCAAGUGUGAAGCCAUGGAAAUUGGAAAGACAGCCUCUUCCCAUGCCAGGCAACAUGUUCCCACUGGGACAUGGGGAGGAGGUAGGAGAAGAUUCUCUUGUAAGAAAGGGGAGUAAAAGGCAGAAACCUUCAGACUUGGCUGAGGAGUUUGCAUGGCAGUGACAGCUCUGUUGCACUUGUGGGUCUUGACCUUAUAGUUGGAGACUUUCUCUCUUAGACUUAAAAUACCACCUUUUCAUUUUGCCGGGGGGACGGGGGGACGG
Zootoca vivipara (common lizard) is the source of this 7461-nucleotide messenger RNA. Lineage: Eukaryota; Metazoa; Chordata; Lepidosauria; Squamata; Lacertidae. The record is from RefSeq and is a predicted model, not a curated record.